This is a messenger RNA of Cynoglossus semilaevis (tongue sole), 3122 nucleotides long. RefSeq names its product fibronectin type III and SPRY domain containing 1 (gene fsd1). Gene Ontology annotation, biological process: regulation of mitotic spindle organization; regulation of cell division. Gene Ontology annotation, cellular component: microtubule. NCBI's taxonomy places the organism in Eukaryota, Metazoa, Chordata, Actinopteri, Pleuronectiformes, Cynoglossidae. The coding region runs from base 413 to 1894 and encodes 493 amino acids. Gene Ontology annotation, molecular function: microtubule binding. The transcript is spliced from 13 exons. The record is from RefSeq and is a predicted model, not a curated record.
UAGAGCUAACUAUAGCUUUGGGUCAUAUUUAUCAGCGUUUCAUGGUUUCAUUUACUGGGUUCUUUAGCGAAUACUGACCAAGACUACCACCACACGAGGGAUUUUAUUUUUCUUCAUGUGCGUAUUAUUCUCAUCUGUUAUUUUCGCAUUUACUUGUUUUAAAUUAUUAUUAACGGCGACGUAUAAUUCACUGAGCGCUGCUCAGGACGGUCAGCCAAUUGAAACUACAAUGCCCGAAACAUCUCUGGCGCAUGCGCUCUACGUCCUCCAAAGACGUUAGUGGAGAUCGGUGACCGUCGAGAGAUUCAUCUCCCGUAGCAGCUAACGCUCAAGUAAAUCAAGAAAACCAGGAACGGACAAAAAGACGGAGGUUUUCGCGGCUCGGGCCGAGUUGGUGCAUCCAGGUGGCAGGAUGGGGGACCAGAAAGAAUCUCUGCUGAAGAUCACCCACACCCUGACCAUGAAGAAUGAGGAAAUUUCAAACUUCGUCUGCACCCUCAAACAAAGCCUCGACAACUUGGAGGCAAACUCCACCCGAGUGCAGGAAGACCUGCAGGCUGAGUUCACGACCCUUCAGUCAGUUCUUGAUGAAAUGAAGGACAACAUGUUGACGCGUAUCAAACAGGAGAGAGCCACCCGCACAUAUGAGCUCCAGAGUCAGGUGACUGCCUGUUCCAAAGCUCUGGAGAGUUCGGAGGAGCUACUGGAGUUAGCCAAUCAGACGCUGUGCUCCUCUGAGACUGAUGGUUUCUCUCAGGCGGCCAAAGACAUUAAGGAUAGUGUGACAAUGGCUCCAGCCUUUCGCCUCUCCCUGAAGGCUAAAGCCAGUGACAACAUGAGUCACCUGAUGGUGGAUUUCAGCCAGGAGAGGGAGUUGUUGAAGAGCCUCAAGUUUCUGCCAGUUCCUGCCACACCAGAGAUCCAGGUGUCGGAGUGUCAGGUGUGUGACAACACAGUGACUGUGGUGUGGACAUUAGCAGAGCCCGACAGCAAGAUAGACCACUACAUCCUGGAACACAGACGGACCAAUCACGAGGGUCCGCCUCGCAUCAGGGAGGAUUACCCUUGGAUGGUGGUGGAGGGGAUACGAGAGAUGGAGCACACGAUCACAGGGCUGCGGUUUGACACCCGCUACAUGACAUUCAGAGUGAGAGCCUGCAACAAAGCUGUGGCCGGAGACUUUUCGGAACCAGUUACAAUCGAAACACACGCCUUCACCUUCAAACUCGACGCCGCCUCGGCCCACCAGAACCUGAAGGUGGAGGACCUGAGUGUGGAGUGGGACAGCAGCGGAGGGAAGGUGCAGGAGAUUCGCAAAGAGAAAAAUCGUAUCAACUCUCCGCUGCACUCUCCAGCCAGGUCGGCCCUGGCCUCACCCAAGAGAGGACCGACCGCCCGUCCGGGCAGAGACAGGUUUACAGCAGAGUCUUACACAGUCCUGGCUGACACCAUGAUCGAUGCGGGACAGCAUUACUGGGAGGUUCGGUUCGAUAAGGAAAGCAAAGCCUUCGCUGUCGGGGUGGCCCUGCGCAGCCUGGGUCGAUUUGACCAGCUGGGAAAAAGCAGCGCCUCCUGGUGCAUUCACCUGAACAACUGGCUCCAGCAGAGCCUCACAGCCAAGCACAACAACAAAGCUCGAACUCUGGACUGUCAAAUCCCCAGCACAAUUGGCGUUUACAUUCACUACGAAGAAGGUUUACUCUCUUUCUACAAUGCCAAAACUAAGCAGCUGAUGCAUACCUUCAAAUCAAAGUUCCCACAGCCGGUAAUUCCAGCUUUCAUGGUGUGGAAUGGCAGUUUCUCAGUGGUGACAGGUCUGCAGGUGCCCAGUAUGGUUCAGAGUGGCCAGAGAAGGAACAGUGGUACCAGCAGCUCCAACGCCAGCGUCAACUAAAUCCAUCCGCAGCUCCCCCCGCCCCCCCGCCCCCGUUGAACGCCGCUCGCUCUGUGGGAUCACCUGCUGCUGUGACCGCACUCGCAGCCAUAUCCACCAAGAGUUCAGACACUGCAGUGAGAUGGUCAUAUCUGGUUCUCACGUCAGUGUUGCAUGACGACAACAAGCGGUUUCGGGAAUGGGUGAGUCAUCGGCAUAUUCAGUGACAGAGCUCUCCUUCUCAAGAACUCUGGCUAUAAUUGCUCCGAGCACAUUAGCUGUAGUCUUACUGCUUUAAAUCUCUCUGGUUAUCGUUGUUUAGCAUUGAUUUCACUGCUGCUAGGUUCACAAUUUAGCGCUGGCCGCUGCUCCAUUGUCUUCAUGUCAGCUGCGUUAUCAGCCGGCUGUCGCUUCAGGUUCAGGCUUCACCUCUGACCUCUGUCUGCUCUCUCUCUCUCUCUCUUUCUUUUCCUGUGCCUUCCAUGUCAUCUCUAAACUGAGAGGCCAAAAGUUAACAACACGCUACAAAGAACAGCAUCAUAAUGCACUACGUAAUACUGUGUAUUAGUAUACAGGAAGUGUUCCUUUCUAUGUACAUCAAUGUAUUGUAACAGUGUCACUGUAACCUAUCGUAGCUUAGUGAUAAUUGUCACCUGGCAGCCUCAGCCAGAUGUUUCACCACUGUUAGACACUCAGUACAUUUACAGAUAUUAGUUACAUUUACAUACUGUAUAUGCAUUCAGCAGAUGCUUUUAUCCAAAGCGACAACAGAAGGAUUAACAAUCGAGCGUGUGGCGUCUCUGUCCCCGAGGCAGGCGUGCUAACUGCCGCACUGUGGAACUCACAAGUUCCACUUUUAACAAAUGUCAGUUGGACUUACUGUUCUCUAUGUCCUUGACCCCGUUAACCAUCACAGGUUGGGAGGUGUUUUAUAUAUUGUACUUUGACCAACUAUGUCACGGCUGGUGGCCACAUUUCCUGUUUUCUUGUUGGCAGGUGCCAUGACAGACAAAGCGUUCAAUACGAGCGACGAUCUUUUUUAAGAUGAGUUUAGAUGAGUGUAACUAGCAGGAAGUGUUUAGGUUAUUAUAUUCACACAGUAUUUCACAAACAUUUCACAAGGAUUGAUGAUCAGAUAUUAACAAACAAACGUUAACUUUCAAAUAUACAACCCUCAUUGUUAGAUUAAAAUCAGUGUGAUGGCCAAGGUUUUUAUUCUACCAGAAUGUUGCUGAUGGUUUGAACACAC